Molecule: messenger RNA, 2455 nt
Organism: Adineta steineri
Lineage: Eukaryota; Metazoa; Rotifera; Eurotatoria; Adinetida; Adinetidae
Source: the annotation of a GenBank genome assembly
UCAUUAACACAAGGUGAAACUAAAAAUUUUGAUUUAACUUCAUCAUCUCAAGACGCAACAACAAUUACUAUUGAUGAUCCAGCUUAUUUAAAAAAUCAAUCAAAAAGUGCUGAAUGGCUUCAACGUUAUGGUUUAAAAGCACAAAAAUUAACAUUUGAUCAAAUUCUUCAACAAAUUGGAUAUAAACGACUUGAAAGUUAUGUUCCAUCGAUUGGUAAAACUGUCGGUGCAAAGUAUACUGGUAAUCAAUACCAUGAAAUACAACAUGACAAUGGUGAUCAUUAUAUUUUAACAUGUCGACCAGAAAAAUUACGUGAAUUUAAAACUCAUGUACAGCGACUUUUACUUUUAUUACGAAAACGUUUAGCAUUUAUAACGAAUGGUUCACGUCGUGUAUUCGGAAUACUUGGAGAACCAAGUAUAUGUUUUGUAUGUGAUUGUAAAACAACAGAUCAUCGUAAAUUUAAUCAAUUUCAAUCGACUCUAGCAAGCUUACUUAGAGAGCAAGUCUCCAAAAUAAAACGAUUUAAUAUUAUUUGGGUUUCAAAUGAUAAAGAACAAUUUCAAGAACAACCGAUUGAUGUUACGCAAACAACUAUUGAUCAAGCUAUUGAUUGGAUUAGUGAACGAAAAUGCCCUCGAAAUAAAAUCUCAAUAAGUGCAACAUGUGAAGCUAUGCUUAAAGCUUUUACAAGCUCUGCUCAUAGUAUCUAUUUAAUCAGCGAAGGUGAUUCAUCUGAUUCUGCUCGUGAAAUCUUACGUGAUAAUAUUGUUAAAACACGUCUUUCAUCAAAUGUACCUAUACCUGUUCAUGUUGUAUCAUUAUUUUGUAAUAAUAGCGAUACAGAAGCAUUUCUACGAUCUCUCGCUCAAAGUGCUGAUGGAAGUUUUACGUCAUAUAAAAUUCAUGGUGAAAAAACUGAUUUAAAACCUUCGUCAAACUUAACUGAUCCAACAGGGAUUAGAUUUCAAGAUAAUACAAUAAAAUUUGGUACAAAUGCAGCAAUGAGUAAACCUGAACAAUCAACUGAUUUAACAUUAAUGUAUAAAGAAAUAAAUCAAUGUCAUAAUAUAAUUGAACGUCUAGAUAAAAUUCUUGCAUUUGUACAAAAUGAAAAUACCGCAUCAAAAACUGAUACAACAAAAUCAUUAGAUAUAUAUAACGCGUCGAAUAAUAAAAAUAAUAGUAAUAUUAACAAUAACAAUCCACAACGUAGUAUUGUUAUUCCAUCAGCAACAUUAUUUAAUCAAGAUGAAACUGAAAUGUCAUCGGGUGAUUGGUUAAAAAUUUAUGGAAUAGAUGCACAAAAAUUAGAUGUUAUUUCAGUUCUUCAAACAGUUGCAUUUCGACACUGUGAUGGAGUUGUUACUGUAUUGAAACAACCAGAAGAUAGCAAUGGAAAAUUUGAUAAAACUCCAGCUAAUCCAAAACAAACAUUAGUUAAUGCAAAAUAUUGUGAUCAAUUUGCUCAUAUGGCUUGGUCGGAUGGAACAAUUCGACAUGUUUUUGUUACGACAGAUAUGCAUCGAGAUUAUGAAAGACGAAUACGAGCAUUACUUGAAAAAAUUAAAGCACGAUUAUCAUGGUUAAAAAAAGGAAGUCGAGAUCUUUUUGGUACAAUAGUAGAAAAGAAUAUAUAUAUUCUAAUUGAUUCAUCAAUAAGCAUGCGAAAUCAUUUAGAUUUCGUCAAAGAAAAACUUCGUUUAUUAAUUCAAGAUCAAUUGUUUUCUAAAGAACGUAUUAAUGUGGUAGCAUUUAAUACUAUAACUAAUCCUUGGUGUGAACGUUUAGUAAAAGUAACUGAUUCUAAAGUCACUUCUCAACUUCCACAAUGGAUUGAUGAACUUUACGCUGAAGGAUCAACAAAUACAUUAGCUGCACUUCGUUUUGCACUUGCAGAUCCAGUUACAGAAGCUAUUUAUUUAUUAACUGAUGGACGACCUGAUCAAAGUGAACGACAUAUUCUUUCACAAGUUCAAUAUCGUCAGAAAGUACCAAUACAUACGAUAGCAUUUAAUUGUCAAGAUCAUGUAGCAAAUCAAUUCUUAAUUGAUUUAUCUAAACAAACAGGUGGUCGUUUUCAUGCAUUUAACUAUGGAUUAGACAAUGAAGGGACACCUGAAAUACCUGAAAGCGAAGAUGUUACUCAUCUUAAACAAGAAUUAGCACGUGGUGAAAAAGAUCUUCAACGUAUAUCUGGUUUACGUGAUGAAUGUAGUGGUCGUGCAUGGUCACUUAAUAGUAUAGAAGCAAAAUAUAAAAAUGCACGAAUAAAUGAACUUGCAGCAUCAUUACCAAACAGAAGUCAUAGUGCACUUGAUACAACAUCUCGACCAAAUUAUAAUAGUAAGUCAACAUAUAAAAAAGAUAGUCGAAUAUAGUUCAAUUCUAUUUCUACACAGUAAUUCGUUGCUACGUUUCUGUUUGAUUCUCAAGGUAGAUUAUCUAACUUUC